ACACAACCUCACAUACUGACUGAAAAAUAUUAGCUCUUCAAGAUUCAAUCAUUGUGCAUCUUAGAAGAGUCAUUUUAAACGAAAGUGAAAUCCUUCAAAAAAAAUGUAAAACCAUAUCCAAACAUCCGCAUUUAAUAACUUGCGUGAUCCGAACUGAACGGGGGGACCAUUUCCGAUAUUACGGAAGAGUUAAUGGACAAACACCAAAAUGGGGUCAGUUCAGACAUUGUGCAAGUGGAAGCUGAGUCCACGUGUCAACUUCCACGUCAGCAAGGUCACGUGACAUGUCACCGGAAUCCCGUUUUCCCGGGAAAUCUAUGACGCCUGUUGUGCCCCCACAAGCGACACUCUCAUGAAGUCGAGUGAUGAAAGGUAGCACUAGAAUUUGUUGCCUCACUUGGGCACGCUAGAGGCUAGAAUUGGGGCCUGGCGGUAGAUUGAUGGACAUGCUGCAAUGGCUCUCGCACCGCAACGGUGGUAUCAACGCAGAGCGUCACGCUCAAUCCCCUUGCGCAAAUCGAGUCAUUAUGUGAGAGGCUGAAUUCCCCAUUGCUACUACUCCGGUGAAGACAUCGUGGAGGGAUUAUUUUUAAGAACCUCAACACGGCUUGCUGAAUUGCGGGUAUAUAGAGUGCUAAUAUUGGAAACCGUCGGCAGCUAUUGAUUUGAUUACGAGGGUCCGACAUGCGUUGAUUGAAAGGAGUGGACGGAGUGAGGAGACUGUGCGACGAUGGAGGGUAUUGGGAAUCUGGUGCGGCAAGGCAGCAUGUCGCGCUUGCGAGGGAGCCAGUGGACGUCGGAGCAUUGCGUGUUGAAGGUGGAGGAAAUGCUGAGCAAGGCAAUUGUGCACCAGGAGGAUCUGUUGAGAAUGCUCACUUCGAACCUCCCCGACUGCUUGGCGGGGUCGCAAGAUGGUUCGCCCCACAUGGCUCCGGUGGCCAUCACCGAUGUCAUAUACCCCUCCGUCCUGGUUUCUCUCAAAUCCAAGGUGGAGAAUUCUAUGGACUGGUGCCAACUCGCGCUCUGUCGUCUCCGGGAGAUCGUUCUCCACACUUCAUCCCUUGCUCGCUCUCCCACCGCGCAGCAUUCUACUGGAAGCUCAGUAGGUUCUGGACACCUGCCCCUCUUCCCCAAAGGCAGCGAUGCAGAAUCAGCAGCGGUUCAGCUUCGAGGGAACCAUGCUCACUCCUUAUCCCGAUUGUGUGUCCCUACACCCUUGAGCCCCCUCAAAGCUCUGCGCAAGGAGCCUCUCGUUCCUCACUCCUUCGCCGUACAAGACCGAAACUGCAGCGCAUGGAAGGCCGGUAAUCGCCUCUCCCACGACUAUUUCGCUCCCCAGCUCAACAAGCCUCCCUCCGUUCCACCAGGGGAAGAUUCUUCGUCGCCAAAAGGGCAACAUCAACAGAGGCGGAAUUCUGCACGGUUGCCGGCGAGUAUGCACAUGGCUGUGUCGGACUGGCCGACGACGUUGUCAGACACGGGCAGUCCAAUUCAUUCUGCAAGUGUGCCCCGUUCUUUGCCCUCUAACCCUCAACAGUGUUCGCCGUCUUACCAUAUGAGUAAUGUAGCACUCGAGCCGUCGCUCGAUGGCGCCGAAGUCAUGGAUUACAAGAAUCAAUCUAUCGCAGAGGAUCAGAGCUAUUUCAACAAGUUACCUCGGGAGAACCGAACAAGAAACUCAUUUAGAAAAUCUGAAGUCAGAAAGUUCAGCGGGAAUGAAGCAAAGGUAGAAGUUGUGCUUCAAAGAUUGAACGGCAACAAGAAGGGAAUCCCCGAUGAUGGCCACAGAGGGUGGAAGAAAUAUGGCAACAAAUCCAUUCAAAACUCCAACCAUUGCAGAGGAUACUAUAAAUGCAGUGUGAAGGAGUGUCGUGCGAAGAAGAUGGUGCAACCCACCGACAAGGAUCCCAUGGUAUUUGAAAUCACUUAUGUGGGCAAGCACACCUGCUCCAGCACUGGAUACAAACGAAACCGGUCCACGCGGGGUUCGGCAGGCAGUCCUGCGCAACUCGAAUCAAUUCAAGAUCACCUUCAGGGGCACGACAAGCCUGGAGUGACCAUGGAUGAUAAGCUAACUACAUUUCAGGAUAGCCAUAUCAGUAGCACGGAUUGCAAGAAACGCAGUAAUGUUGAAAUGGAUCAGGUGGAAAACAGCAGGAUAUGGACAGGAUCGAACUCUGUGGAUGGAGGGUUGACAGAGCCUUUACACGGCUCACCUUCGGGUAAGAGGGUAAGACGGAGCAAAGAUGACAAGGAUUGUCCCGACAAUUACAGCUACAUGAAUAACAUGGCCAUUUCGACCAUCACGACGGCGUCCGAGGAUCGUGAACAAGCAGUAGAAGAUGAGGAUGGCUCCUUGGACACAUACCUCCACCAAAGCUCUCGUCACCACCAAGCAGUGUAUUGGUUUCAGGAAUCCCUCUCGUGGGCUGAUUUCGACAUCGAAGGGAAUUUAUCCACAGGCCAAAAAUCGGUCAAUAUAGACAAUCAUUCUUCAUGAGUGGGCGAGGAGGCAGAACUGAUGUGAACAUACCACAUCUUCAGAGCUUGCUGAAGUCUUCCGAAUACCUCAUCUUCGCCGGAGAAUCACAGAUGUUGCAGAGAUUUUGGCAUUGCUCCUGGGAGCGUUCGUUGAGAAUGCAGGAAGUAAAUGAAUUCACCCGGAGAGUGUUAGGAGUUCCAAGAAUUUAACCUAAGCACCAACGGCAGCUUGUACUUCUCUCCAGGCUAACAUCAUUUUGUCACCCGCGUACUACUAAAACAGCAGCAAGUGCAUGUUAACCACGUUUUAGAUCAUCCAAGGGAUGUUGCACAGGUGCAUCGCUGGCUUAGCUCGAAUAAUUUGAGCCAACAAGAUUUAGAUGGUCCGAAAGACCUCACACGUAUUUAAUUUCCUGAACAUGGGUUUGAGCAUGCGAAUUGUGUUCCAUGCUCCCAGUUCAGGCUGUGAGGACCUUCGCAAUAUGAUGGUUCAGUAAUGAUCUGUAAAAUAGCUGUAGAAGAGUUUUUUGUUUACUUGUUGGUUCUUUAGAAUGAUGGUCUGGCUAUGGUGUGGGAGUAGAUGGAAACCUGUCUGAACUGUAUAGAAACUACACUACAAUGUUAAAAGUGUGACUGUCCUCUUCCGAUGCAAGCUUCUGCGCCAAUUAACACAUUUGGUCAACUUGCCAGUUUUGUCACUCAAUGAGGAUCUGUCGUUUUCUAAA
Physcomitrium patens is the source of this 3206-nucleotide messenger RNA. RefSeq lists its product as uncharacterized. Gene Ontology annotation, molecular function: DNA-binding transcription factor activity; sequence-specific DNA binding. The record is from RefSeq and is a predicted model, not a curated record. Lineage: Eukaryota; Viridiplantae; Streptophyta; Bryopsida; Funariales; Funariaceae. Gene Ontology annotation, biological process: regulation of DNA-templated transcription.